AUCUUAAUUCGUAAAUGUCAUUACAACUCCUCCAUUUAAAUAAAAAAUUAUUAAGCACUGUCGCAAAAAGUAAUCUAUAAGAAUAGAAAGCCUCGUAAAAGAUUAAUGAAAUUUUUCUAUUUAGAUUUUAAAUUACUUGUGACUAUAUACAAAAGGACGUUUAUUCGAAUCGGAUCUUGAUAUAAAUCACGGGCGAAACGAUCGGGAAAUAAAAAAAAAUUGUAUGAAUAACACGAUAUAUACUUGUAAUAGUAUGUCCGAAUAAGGAAGUUCGUGGAUCGAAUGAUCGACACAACAAAUUUUCUUCGUAAAGACUUUCACAAAGAUGGGUUUAUUAACGGUAUUGAAGAAAUUGAAGCAGAAAGAAAAAGAAAUGAGAAUUCUAAUGUUAGGAUUGGACAAUGCAGGUAAAACCACAGUUCUAAAAAGAAUAAAUGGAGAACCUAUCGAUACGAUAUCUCCAACGCUUGGUUUUAAUAUAAAAACUUUAGAACAUCGUGGUUAUAAGUUGAAUGUAUGGGAUGUGGGUGGACAAAAAUCAUUACGAUCGUAUUGGAGGAACUACUUCGAGUCUACUGAUGGACUUAUUUGGGUAAUUGACAGUGCGGAUCGCAGAAGAUUAGAAGAUUGUAAGGUAGAAUUGUACAAAUUAUUGCAAGAAGAAAGAUUAGAAGGGGCAAGUCUCUUGAUAUUCGCUAAUAAACAAGAUUUACCUGGAGCAUUAUCAGCGUCGGACAUUGCUGAAAUUUUGGAACUACCUACUAUAAAAAGUCAUCACUGGCAGAUAUAUAAAUGUUCUGCAGUAACGGGAGAAAAUUUAGUGGAGGGUAUUAAUUGGAUUAUCAGUGAUAUUGCAGCAAGAAUAUUUUAUAUUGAUUAACUUUAUCUUUAUCCUAAUAUGUUUAAUUUAUUAUAGAUACACAAAUAGUGCUCAAAAUAAAGUCUAGUGAAAUAAUUCGUAAAAAAAAAAAUAUUUACGUACACGCAAAAUAAAUUUCUAUAUACAUAUAAUUUCAUUCGCUGGCUCUCUUAAUGCGUUUCGUUAUAACAUUAUCAGUAUUUUUCAGUUACUGGAAUAAUUUAUUAUAUGAUAUAUACAAAGUAAUAUGUUUUUGUAUUUAAUAGUUAAGAUGCAUGUAAUCGUUGAUAGUUUUAGUAAUAGUCUUCAUAGAAAUCAAUCAUGUAUUCUUCAACUUCUCUCAUGUCUUUUGGUUCAGGAUACUUUAUGUGGCCAUAAAUAAAGUAAGAUAUGUAGUUAUAAAAUUUUAAA
Molecule: messenger RNA, 1270 nt
Organism: Vespula pensylvanica (western yellowjacket)
Lineage: Eukaryota; Metazoa; Arthropoda; Insecta; Hymenoptera; Vespidae
Gene: Arl2
Product: ADP-ribosylation factor-like protein 2
Exons: 3
Coding region: 326-880 (184 amino acids)
Biological process (GO): protein folding
Cellular component (GO): microtubule cytoskeleton; cytoplasm
Molecular function (GO): GTP binding; GTPase activity
Source: RefSeq, a predicted model, not a curated record